Messenger RNA from Uncinocarpus reesii 1704, 870 nucleotides. RefSeq lists its product as uncharacterized. Gene Ontology annotation, molecular function: gluconolactonase activity; calcium ion binding. Gene Ontology annotation, biological process: L-ascorbic acid biosynthetic process. NCBI's taxonomy places the organism in Eukaryota, Fungi, Ascomycota, Eurotiomycetes, Onygenales, Onygenaceae. The transcript has 5 exons. The record is from RefSeq and is a predicted model, not a curated record. Bases 1 to 870 code for a protein of 289 amino acids.
AUGUCGCCGGAAUUUCAAAAAUGGGAAGCAAAGGAACCUUACCUCAACCUCCAGGGCACGCUGCUUGAAGGUCCCUUUUACGACCCAGGGUGCAAGGAGCUACGCGUGACUGCCAAUAUUGCUGGUUCAUCAGAUAAUCAAAUUGCAGUGGGGGCCAAACACGGGUAUGCCAUCUUGGCCAGAGAUGCUGGCAAGUCUGGAACCGAGCUGACGGUCCGGAGAGAGAAGAAAGGAACGCUUACCUCGUUUCCGGCAAGAAUGCGCGCCAAUGAUGGUGCUGUAGAUAGCAAAGGGCGGUUCUGGCUCGGCAUGAUCAACGACCCCAAAGUGGCAGAGACAAAAGACGAAGCUGUGUUGUUUCGGCUGGAUCCUGAUCUCUCACUACAUCGCAUGGUUGAACACAUGACAAUGCCCAAUGGGAUGGGCUGGAAUGCAGACGAAACGCAGAUGUAUCUGACGGAUUCUCCGUCUAAAAACAUCUAUGUUUAUGAUUUCGAUGUGGAAAAGGGUCAACUUUCCAACCGGCGCGUAUUUUUCACCGCUAGCGGGGAUGCUGUCCCGGACGGAUUCGCCAUCGAUGAGGAGGGAUGCUUGUGGAGUGCGCAAUAUGGUUCUAACAAAGUGAUUCGAAUUUCGCCAGAGGGAAAGGCCAUAGGCGAAGUUUCCCUGCCGGCAAAGUGUGUCACCUGCCCUGAAUUUGUGGGGACAGCUCUUUUCAUCACCACUGCAAAAGAUAGCAAAGCGGAAUCAGAUGAGUUUGGAGGAAGGUUGUAUAAAGUUGAUGUUGGGAUCAGGGGCAAACCCAAGCACAAUUUCAUCCUUGAAGGAGAGCUGCAAAAAGCUCCCCUGUCAGAACGGCAAGGAUUGUAA